Molecule: messenger RNA, 1293 nt
Organism: Coccidioides posadasii C735 delta SOWgp
Lineage: Eukaryota; Fungi; Ascomycota; Eurotiomycetes; Onygenales; Onygenaceae
Source: RefSeq, a predicted model, not a curated record
AUGGAACCCUCCCACCGAGCCACCACCCAUAGACCCCCAAUUUCCCCCCCCAUCCAGAGUCCCCGUUCUCAACAAACUUCAAACCAGACCAUUCCGGCCGACUUGGGCACAAGGAACAAACACAAGCACCAUCGUCGUCUGUCGCACCGUACAUAUCUCCACGCCCAUGUCCACAACGGGCUCUAUCUACCCCAUGAAAGAUGGGUCGAAGAUCACUUGAUUGGAGGCGAAGAUCAUCACUGGCGCCAACCUAGAGGGCAACGUGAUCUCGGCACAGGUCUUGAUGGACAACGAGAAAAAUAUAGAAGGUUACGACCACAUAGGAGACAUGCAUCGCGCGAGCGACGUCUGAGGAGCCGCUCCGCCAGAAGAGAUAUAAUCCCUGUGGAGGCCAGUGAGAUGCCGGUCGGUUCGCCAGACAAUGCCGAAGAUGCUAGAUUGUCGGGAAAGAUAUCUGAGGAGAUAGCAAACGCGCAUGAAAUGGACAAUGUGAUUCGGCUACCUUUUGUGCAAAGCAUGGAGUACAUUCGUCAGGAGGACGUCGAGAAGGAGAGGGAGAGAAGAAAGGAGGCAGAGAAGUCCAACUCCGCCGCUCUCUCCUCUAUCGCAGAUCAUUCCAUUAGAUUCUCUCAACGCCUCGAUAUCGCGUACUAUAACCUUCUUGACCGACUGUCUAGCAUCCGUUCCACAAUUCAGUCGUUUCAGAGUCUCUGCGAACUCACAACAAAUCUGGACACCGAUUUUAAUAAUCAAGCCGCCAAACUCGUCCAAGAAACCCGCAAGCAGAUCACCGAUUUCCAAGGAUUUGUGCCACAAAUUCAUAAGGUGGAAGCCCUGGAGCGUAGGAUGAACGAUUGUCGGGAGAAGGCGUUGAAGCUAGAUAAGCGGCUUGAAGCUGUACGGGAGCGAAUUGACGCAUGGGAUCGUAAGGAGGUCGAGUGGCAGAAGAGGGUUAGCCGUAGGUUAAGGAUUCUGUGGGCGGUCAUGGGGACUGUUGUUCUGCUUCUCGCGGCUGUCGGCUUGGUGGAUCACUUUAAACUACGUUCGGCUUCGGAGGGAUUGGGAACUACGGAAAACCUGAAAGCGGUUGUUGCUGGAGCCAUUGGAAACACGACAAGGUGCCUGGACGAAGUACAACGCUUAGAUGUCCAAGCUGAUGAUAAAGGGCUUUCGGCAAACCCUUUUGGCCUUAACACAGAAAAUGGGUGCCAUAAUUGUGGAACUGGAGGGCCAACAACAGCACCUGGGCCAAGGGGUCCGGAGAAGACACGAAGAGUCCUUGAUGAAUUAUGA